Peniophora sp. CBMAI 1063 is the source of this 981-nucleotide messenger RNA. NCBI's taxonomy places the organism in Eukaryota, Fungi, Basidiomycota, Agaricomycetes, Russulales, Peniophoraceae. The record is from the annotation of a GenBank genome assembly.
AUGUUGAGCUCCAUUGAGCUCUGUGACAAGAAACGCAUUGACAUCGAGAUCCACUCGUCUGUCCUGGGCCUUGGCAACAUCGACAUGUCUACCGACGCGCGUGUUUGGCUUGUUACCGGCGCAUCUAGCGGUCUAGGCCGCGCCCUCGUGGAAGCCGUUCUUGCCAAAGGCGAACGUACUGUUGCGACGGUUCGCAAGCCUGCUGUGCUCGACGACCUUACGAAGAAGUACUCCUCGGAGCAGUUGUUGGUCCUUCAGCUGGACGUGACGGACAAGGAGGCUAUCGCGCAGGUCUUCACCGACAUCGAGAAGCACUUCAAGCGGCUUGAUGUCGUCGUGAAUAACGCCGGCUACGGCGUCACAUCUGAUAUCGAGGCUACGCCGGACGAGAUCUCGCGUCCCGUCUUCGAAACGCUCUUCUGGGGACCCGUAUACAUCACGCAGCAGGCUAUUCGCUUCUUCCGCGAAGUGAAUCCCAAGGGUCUCGGUGGACGCAUCCUCAAUAUCUCAUCUAUUGGCGGAUACGCUGCCCAGCCCACGCUUUCCUUCUACAACGCCGCCAAGUUUGCGCUGGAAGGCUUCACGCAGUCUUUCACCAAAGAGAUGCCUCCCGCGUGGAACAUCAAAGGUGUUAUCGUCGAACCCGGAGGCUUCGCAACCAACUGGAACUCCAACAACAUGAUCACGGUCCCUUCUCACCCGGCGUACCCAGACGACUCCCCGAGCCGCCAGUUCAUCCAGAUGCGCGAGAGCGUUAAGCCGAUAGGCGAUGUGAAUCGUGCCGCGCAGGCCAUGAUCACUAUCUCCGAGGAGCCAAACCCGCCGCUGCGCUUGCAGUUGGGGACGGAUGCUUGGGGUAUUGCCCAAGGAAUGGCCCAGAAGACGAUAGACGAGGGGAAGAAGUGGGCGGAUCUUAGCCAUAGUACGAACUUGGACGGGUACGGACUGGAGAUUCUUCCCUUUUUGAAGGGGGCGAUCUAG